This is a messenger RNA of Chrysoperla carnea, 2310 nucleotides long. Its product is annotated as PSME3-interacting protein. Lineage: Eukaryota; Metazoa; Arthropoda; Insecta; Neuroptera; Chrysopidae. The record is from RefSeq and is a predicted model, not a curated record. The coding region runs from base 262 to 1113 and encodes 283 amino acids. Gene Ontology annotation, cellular component: nucleus. The transcript is spliced from 3 exons.
UUAGGUAGUAAAUUAAUAGUUAAAGUAUAUUGAAAAACUAUAUUUUCAUUACUUGAUUGGACAAAAAAUUGUAAAAAUAUGCUAGGAAUUCAAAUAAUUAUCUAAGGUGCUUGAAAAGGUGUUGCCUCAAAUUGCAUUUUUAUAAGAUUUACAUUGAAAAAUCAGUAUUUCCCAUCGCUGCUAUCAAAUGUCAAAAAACAUUCUAUAAAAAUUUAAUUUUGUCCUUAUUCGUGAGUAAGUUUAUGUACUUGAAUAUUGAAAAUGAGUUCAGGAUUUGUGAGUGAAAAGGAAUUAGCUGAAGCUAGACUGAAACGACAAGAAGAAUGGGAAAAAGUUCGUACCGCAGAUCAACCUUUAGAAGCACCUGAGACGGAUUAUGAUCCCAGAAGUUUAUUUGAACGUUUGGAAGAACAACGGAAAAAACGUGAUUUGGAGUUUGAAGAAUCGCGGAAACUGAAAAACAUGAUAAAAGGCCUUGACGAUGAUGAAAUCGAUUUCUUAGAUUUAGUUGAUCAAAAAAAACUUGAAGCUGAACGAAAUAAAUCAAUUGACGAAGAACGUGAAUUACGUGAUUAUCGUAAUCGAGUAUCUAACUUACAAGAACAAUCGAUGGAACAACGAUUACAAGCUGAAAUAAAAGGUGUUGUAAAAAAGAACUCAGUCAAUACAAUUCAACGAAAUUGUCGACUGUCCCAAAAUCAAUUACUUAAAGGUGGUUUAGUUAUGAAAAAGAAUGAUAGUCAAAUACGUAAACGAAAACUAUCCGAAAGUGAACCACAAGAAGAUCAAACAGAUAAAGAAAAAAAAUUACGAAAUGAUUCAACGAAUGAUGAAACAUCGAAAACUACCAGCGAUACAACGGAUAAAACAAAUGGUAAUAAAGUUAAUGGGACUAAUGAAACUACAUCGAAAAAGGAGACGAAUAUUGUGACGACUUCUGAACCUGUAUUAAAAUGUAUAGGAAUUUUACCCGGUUUGGGGUAUUAUACUGGUAAUUCAUCGUCGGAUUCGGAUGCAGAAAGUUCAGAUAUCGAAGAAGUUGUAUAUGAGAAAGUACAAUAUGAUAUAACGGGACGAAAAAUAGAAGAAAAACAUAAAGAUGAUGAUUCUUAGAAUCCAAAGUUUUAUGAUAUUAAAGGAGGAGAGUCAACCAUAGUAAACCGUCCCUGAUUAUACUUAUUUCUAGGUCAAUUUAAUUGAUUUUAUUGUACUUGAAGACUUUUAGGCCAUUUCCUGCCAAGACAUAUUCUUGAAAACUUGUUUUUUUGGUAAUCACAGAUGAUUUUUAUCUGAUUUGAAUGAAAUGAUUUUGAAUUUUAGGCUUAAUUUCUAUUUUUUAAAGUACAAAAUUGUAUAUAAACCAUCGCAGGCCCGUACGCAGGAAACAUCGAAGGGGGAAGGGAUUCAAACUUUUCUGCCUUAUAUUAGGUCAUAUAAGGCAGAAAAUGUGUGCGCAUCGAUUUCACGACGCAUUGUAUAUUGAACGAGGAUAAACCGUUUAGCCGAUCUUCAUUUAGAUAUUGUCGAUCUAAGGUAUACUUUGAGACGACGCAAAGUUGAAAAACAGCGUUCACUCGUCGCUGUUUGUCAGAGGUAAAACUGCUAGAACGUGAAAUAUUUGGAAGGCAUUUGGAAACACAUCCUCAUUGCAAAUAUCGAGUGCUUCGAGUAGAUUUUUGACAUCCUGCCUGUCAAUUCGUUUUUGUUAAAAUUGAACUUUGUCGACUCAAAUGUCACGGGAAUCAUCGUGGCAAAUUGAAAAGUAUGGUUCAAAAACUUGAUCAAAAUUUUACAUUUUGUUGAUAUUCUGGCUCUGAUUGAUAUUCUUAUUCUAUUAUUUUUAACAGAAUCCUUUUAUUCCCAUUUUUGUUUUCAAUACUUUCAAUGCAUUUUACUCAAAAAGCAACGAAUGUCCAUGGUCAACGAUCUCGUGGUCAACAAGUACAAAAAAAUUAUUUUUUUAAAACUUGCUAGUUGGGGUUGAUUUACCGUAAGGUGUUUGAAUUAUGACAGUUAUAAAAUCAUCCUGUGUUCUGGAAUAAAGUUCCUAAAGUUUCUUUAAUGAUUUUAAAUUUUUGAUUCAAAAAAUAUUUGUCAAUUAAUAAAACAGGAAAUUUUUUGUGAACUGUCUAUAAUUUAGCGGUGAAUUUGUCUAGGAUUGGGAAUAUUAAGAGCUCUGGGUCUCACUUAGGCAUUAUGAUGUAGAGUUGUAUUCAAAAUAAGAUUUAUCAAGGAAGGUGUACUACGUUAGACUCUCGGACAAUAUUUAAGAUUUAUUUUCUGAUAAAUUUAUUUUUAUCUUUUAGGUAU